AUGGAGAAUUCCUCUCAGGUGGUGGAGGGGGUGGACAGCAGGAGGCUUGCAGGCAACGCUUCCCUCUCCCCUUCCACACUGAGCCCAGCCAUUCCUCCCUACGUGAAACUGGGCUUGACUGUGGCCUACACUAUCUUCUAUUCUCUCCUCUUUGCCUUCAUCUACGCUCAGCUCUGGCUAGUGCUUCGCUACCGGCACAAGCGCUUCAGCUACCAGACGGCCUUCCUGUUCCUUUGCCUGCUCUGGGCGGCUCUGCGUGCUGUGCUCUUCUCUUUCUACUUCAGGGACUGCGUGACGGCCAACACUCUGGGGCCCUUCAGCUUCUGGCUGCUCUACUGCUUCCCCGUCUGUCUGCAGUUCUUCACCCUCAGUUUGAUGAACCUCUAUUGUGCCCAGGUUUUCUUCAAGGCAAAGUCAAAGUACUCUCCUGAGCUCCUGAAGUACAAGCUGCCUCUUUAUCUGCUCUUUGUGGCGGUCAGUCUGCUCUUCCUGCUGGUAAAUCUCACUUGUGCCCUGCUGGUGAAGAUGACCAACACACAAGUUAAGACCAUCGUUCUAGUGCGCGUCACCAUAAACGACUCGCUCUUUGUGCUUUGUGCCGUCUCCCUUGCUGUCUGCCUCUACAAAGUGGCCAAGAUGUCUCUAGCAAACAUCUACCUUGAGGCUAAGGGAACAUCCGUGUGUCAAGUGACUCUGAUUGGUAUAAUGGUGAUCUUCCUCUAUGCAUCAAGAGCAUGCUACAAUCUCGUGGUUCUAGCACUGACUGACAUUGAAACCAUCAACUCAUUUGAUUACGACUGGUACAACGUGUCUGACCAAGCAGAUUUGAGGUCCACUCUUGGCGAUGGAGGUUACAUUGUGUUUGGCGUGAUCCUUUUUGUUUGGGAACUGCUGCCCACAUCACUAGUAGUGUUCUUUUUUCGUGUACGCAAGCCCACGCAGGACAGGAGCGGAUCUGCCAUCCCCAGCCAUGUGUUUUCUAACAGGCGCUACUUCUUUGACAAUCCCCGGCGUUAUGACAGCGAUGACGACCUGGCCUGGAGCAUUCUCCCUCAGAACUCUUCCACAAGCCUGUCUACGGACUACGACUGGGGCAGUCGCAGCAGCAGCUUCUUGGUGCACAUUGGAGCUGAAGAGCAACGUUCAUCUCCAGCAGCAGGGGGGCUAAACCGUUAG
Chanos chanos (milkfish) is the source of this 1176-nucleotide messenger RNA. RefSeq names its product G protein-coupled receptor 137Bb (gene gpr137bb). Gene Ontology annotation, biological process: negative regulation of bone resorption; regulation of autophagy; positive regulation of TORC1 signaling. Gene Ontology annotation, cellular component: lysosomal membrane. The record is from RefSeq and is a predicted model, not a curated record. Lineage: Eukaryota; Metazoa; Chordata; Actinopteri; Gonorynchiformes; Chanidae. The coding region runs from base 1 to 1176 and encodes 391 amino acids. The transcript is spliced from 7 exons.